Molecule: messenger RNA, 1449 nt
Organism: Oncorhynchus keta (chum salmon)
Lineage: Eukaryota; Metazoa; Chordata; Actinopteri; Salmoniformes; Salmonidae
Product: vitamin K-dependent protein S-like
Exons: 7
Coding region: 196-1449 (417 amino acids)
Cellular component (GO): extracellular region
Molecular function (GO): calcium ion binding
Source: RefSeq, a predicted model, not a curated record
GGCUUAACGCCGAUUCCACUUUUGUUGCUCAUGUUAAUGUGGUUCACGACACACACGUCUCCUCCUCUCCUCUCCUCUCCUCUCUCCGCUCCCGGUUCAGUCCCAGCUCCCUCUCCACUGAACAAGCGAAAACAUUUUCGGGAAGAUUAAAGUUUUUUGUCGCGGACCUGAGCUGUUCCGAGGAUCGGUUUUAUUAUGUGGAGAAAUAAACAUAGUUUAUUAGGAGAAUCGGUGGCUUGUUUCAUCUUUCUGGUGGCGCUUUGCGAUGCUCAUCGAUUCCUAACUCAGAACAGGGCCUCCCAGUUUCUGUCUCGGCACCGCAGGGCCAACUCCAUGUUUGAGGAGAGUAAGAAAGGUAACCUGGAGAGAGAAUGUAUCGAGGAGCUGUGCAACAAGGAGGAGGCAAGGGAGAUCUUUGAGAACUACCCGGAGACGGAACACUUCUAUCCUCAAUAUGUCUUUUGUCUGGGUUCACAUCGUGUGGGCAUCAACAACCAGAACUCUGGAGACUCCAACGUCCCUUCAAACCUCAGAACCUGUGUCAAAGGUUGGUGGGGUUCAGAGGUCAGGGCUACGGGUUGGUUUAGAGACGGUUGGUGGGGUUCAGAGUCCUGUAUACUGGGUCCUGGCUGUAAUACUGGGUCCUGGCUUAAUACUGGGUCCUGUGUUAAUACUGGGUUCCGCUGCAUCGAUGGCCAGGCCUCUUUCACCUGUCAGUGUCGACCAGGCUGGAAGGGCCCGCGCUGUGAGGAUGACAUCGACGAGUGUUCAGACCCAGAUCACCAAGCCGGCUGCAACCAGAAGUGUUACAACUCCCCCGGGAGCUUCCGCUGUAUGUGUGACGAUGGGUACCGGUUCAGAACCAGUGACAAGAUCCACUGUACAGAUAUCAAUGAGUGUCUGCUGUACCCCAAUAUCUCUGAGGAACCAGCUAAAUGUGUUCCCUCCACAGAUAUCAAUGAGUGUCUGCUGUACCCCAGUAUCUCUGAGGAACCAGCUAAAUGUGUUCCCUCCACAGAUAUCAAUGAGUGUCUGCUGUACCCCAGUAUCUGUGAAGAACCGGCUAAAUGUGUUCCAACCCCAGAUAUCAAUGAGUGUCUGCUGUACCCCAGUAUCUGUGAAGAACCGGCUAAAUGUGUUCCCUCCACAGAUAUCAAUGAGUGUCUGCUGUACCCCAGUAUCUCUGAGGAACCGGCUAAAGUUCCCUCCACAGAUAUCAAUGAGUGUCUGCUGUACCCCACUAUCUCUGAGGAACCAGCUAAAUGUGUUCCCUCCACAGAUAUCAAUGAGUGUCUGCUGUACCCCAGUAUCUGUGAGGAACCAGCUAAAUGUGUUCCCUCCACAGAUAUCAAUGAGUGUCUGCUGUACCCCAAUAUCUCUGAGGAACCGGCUAAAUGUGUUCCCUCCACAGAUAUCAAUGAGUUAACUGCUGUACCCCAAUAUCUCUGA